AUGCGCGUGGUGUUUGUGAUGGACGCAGAGGCCGUGAACGCACCACAGGAGAUGGAGCGGGACGGUGGAUCUUCAUCUUCCUCCUCCUCCUCUUCCUCUGUGUUGAGGCUCCUGUUGAUGUGGUUGUUGAUCCUCCACAGCUCGGCCAUAGAAACCGUCAAUGUGGUGGACUUCUGCGGUCAGACGAUCCGAGGCGACGGGAUGAUCGUCAACUCGCACCAGGAGUCCAAGAAGUACUACUUUGUGACGAUGGGGACCGACUGCCACCUGACCAUGCAGGCCAGCUCCCCCAAAGACAAGGUCCAGUUCUACUUCCGCUUCUUCCUGGUCUACAGUCUGCUGCGGGUGGCCCCUCUAAGCCCUGCCCCACUCUUCCCAGAGUCCCCCCGUGGUUCCGCCCCCCUCAACCCCAGAUUGGAGCCCACGUCGGGCGAAGGCCCCGGGGACCCGUGUCACGCCGGCUCCUACGUCCAGUUCUAUGAUGGGCGGGACCGUGGCUCACCCCCCCUCGGCCCCCCCCUCUGUGGCAAGAGCCCCCCCCCGCCAGUGCUGUCCACCGGGAACCACCUGACUCUGCGCCUAGUGACCCGGGGGACCCAGCCCCGGGUGGACUUUGUGGGGGACUUCACCUCCUUCAGACUCGGCUUCAACCAAUCAGAGUGCCGCACUGAGCCGUACUUCACCUGCAGGAAUGGGAAGUGCAUCCCCCUCAGUUUAGUGUGUGACGACAAGGGCAUCGACAACUGUGGUGACGGAAGUGACCUGGAGGAAAACCUGACGACUGGCUGCAAAGGUGAACUGUUACCUCCUGACACCCCCCCACCGAUCGCGACCCCGCCUCCGCCCUUUGUGGACCCGCCCACAGCGGCCAUACCCACCCACCGCAACUGUGGUGUUCCGGACAGCUCCCCCAGUCAUGAGUCCAUCACCGACUCGGCGGCGUCCUUGUCCCUCUUUGUCCUCUACGUGGUCCUGGGCGUGUUGGCGGGCGGUGGCGUGCUGUGCUGGUGCUGCUGGUCACCGGGCUGGUUCCUGUGGCGCCUCAGCAUUUGUCGGUUUCUACCGUGUUGUAACUCGGCAUGCGCUUCCUGUCAGCUCUGUGCCCGAAGCUGUGCCCACAGCAAAGAACAUCGCCUUGCCAAAGUCACGCCGCAUGCCCCGGUCAAUGGGACCGCCACGGAAACCGCCACCACCAACCACGCUGAAGACAAUGAGACGACCGCCGCUGUGUAG
Sphaeramia orbicularis (orbiculate cardinalfish) is the source of this 1233-nucleotide messenger RNA. RefSeq names its product low density lipoprotein receptor class A domain containing 2 (gene ldlrad2). Gene Ontology annotation, molecular function: protein binding. NCBI's taxonomy places the organism in Eukaryota, Metazoa, Chordata, Actinopteri, Kurtiformes, Apogonidae. The record is from RefSeq and is a predicted model, not a curated record.